This is a messenger RNA of Drosophila biarmipes, 2639 nucleotides long. It is a transcript of the gene fzr, whose product is annotated as fizzy-related protein homolog. The transcript has 5 exons. The coding region runs from base 528 to 1964 and encodes 478 amino acids. Gene Ontology annotation, biological process: anaphase-promoting complex-dependent catabolic process; positive regulation of ubiquitin protein ligase activity; positive regulation of anaphase-promoting complex-dependent catabolic process. NCBI's taxonomy places the organism in Eukaryota, Metazoa, Arthropoda, Insecta, Diptera, Drosophilidae. Gene Ontology annotation, molecular function: anaphase-promoting complex binding; protein binding; ubiquitin ligase activator activity. Gene Ontology annotation, cellular component: anaphase-promoting complex. The record is from RefSeq and is a predicted model, not a curated record.
CCCCUGGCCGAGGCCUGUGUUUGUGAAAAAUCGUAACAUUUUGUUGUAAUGUGAGCAGCGGAGUCGACAAACUGGGAAUCGCGCAGCGCCGUCACGAACACACAAAAUCACAAGCCGCCCGUGUGAAAAGACACAAGCGCCGAGACUGCGGAACGACAGCCACCCCGAGAGCGAAACGGUUUUCCAGCGUCGGCAGCGCGGAAACAGCAAACUGGCAACCGAAAGAACUGAAACGCGUACGCCUGGCGUCCUGCUGGCCUGCUGGCGGAAAAUCAAACCCAACGGUCUUUAGCGCGUAAAACUUUCAAAACCUCCCUUAUAUAAUUUGUAUAUAUAUUUUCUACGACACGUUAACCAGAUUUUUGGCGUUUGAAGUUGAAGCAAGAUACAUAUAUUUUACCAUUGGAGUGUUUCUUUUUCCAAGUUUUGUUCGGUUACAUUUGUGUUGAAUUUCUGCAACCCGGCGGCGUUACAAGCAAGAAGAAACCACAGGCGAGGACACGUGGCUAGUUCCGACGGCCGAUAAGAUGUUCAGUCCCGAGUACGAGAAGCGCAUCCUCAAGCACUGCAGUCCCGUGGCCCGAAAUCUGUUCGACAACCUCGAGUCGUCCACCACGCCCACAUCACUCGACCGCUUCAUACCCUGCAGAGCGAACAACAACUGGCAGACGAACUUCGCGUCGAUCAACAAGUCCAAUGACAACUCGCCGCAGACGAGCAAGAAGCAGCGGGAUUGCGGGGAAACGGCACGCGAUAGUCUGGCCUACUCCUGCCUCCUGAAGAACGAGCUCCUGGGCUCGGCGAUCGACGACGUGAAGACCGCCGGCGAGGAGCGGAAUGAGAAUGCCUACACGCCGGCCGCGAAGCGGAGUCUUUUCAAGUACCAGUCACCCACCAAGCAGGACUACAAUGGCGAGUGCCCGUACUCCCUGUCUCCCGUCAGCGCCAAGAGCCAGAAGCUGUUGCGGUCGCCGCGCAAGGCCACGCGCAAGAUCUCGCGCAUACCCUUCAAGGUGCUCGAUGCGCCCGAGCUGCAGGACGACUUCUAUCUGAACCUGGUCGACUGGUCGUCGCAGAACGUCCUGGCAGUGGGCCUGGGCAGCUGUGUGUACCUGUGGAGCGCGUGCACCAGCCAGGUAACCCGCCUGUGUGAUCUCAGUCCGGACGCAAAUACGGUGACCUCGGUGUCGUGGAACGAGCGCGGCAACACCGUCGCCGUGGGCACUCACCACGGCUAUGUGACCGUGUGGGAUGUGGCGGCCAACAAGCAGAUCAACAAGCUGAACGGCCACUCGGCCCGCGUGGGCGCCUUGGCCUGGAACAGUGACAUCCUGUCGAGUGGGUCGCGCGAUCGUUGGAUCAUCCAGCGGGACACGAGAACGCCGCAGCUGCAGUCGGAGCGCCGCCUGGCCGGGCAUCGGCAGGAGGUGUGCGGGCUCAAGUGGUCGCCGGACAAUCAGUACUUGGCCAGCGGCGGCAACGACAAUCGGCUGUACGUGUGGAAUCAGCAUUCCGUGAAUCCCGUGCAAUCCUACACGGAGCACAUGGCGGCGGUGAAGGCGAUCGCCUGGUCGCCGCACCAUCAUGGACUGCUGGCCAGCGGCGGGGGCACGGCGGAUCGGUGCAUACGAUUCUGGAACACGCUGACGGGCCAGCCCAUGCAGUGCGUGGACACGGGCUCGCAGGUGUGUAAUCUGGCCUGGUCCAAGCACUCCUCGGAGCUGGUCUCCACGCACGGCUAUUCGCAGAACCAGAUCCUGGUGUGGAAGUACCCGUCGCUGACGCAGGUGGCCAAGCUGACGGGCCACUCGUAUCGGGUGCUCUACCUGGCCCUCAGUCCCGACGGCGAGGCCAUUGUCACGGGCGCCGGCGAUGAGACGCUGCGAUUCUGGAACGUGUUCAGCAAGGCGCGCAGCCAAAAGGAGAACAAGUCCGUGCUGAAUCUGUUCGCCAACAUCAGAUAAGGACAAUAACCCCAAGGACCGAAGACUGAGCGAGGCGCCAAAGGCAACCAACACGAAACAGAAAACACACAAAGCACAUAGCAAGUGUGACAAGUGAAACAACAAAACUACAAGAAACCAAUCAGCAAACCAAGCAGAAACGAACUAAUCAACAAGCCUACAUGCUAGAUAGACAUUCAAGCGAUUCUUGUUCACCAGUCGUUAGUGAAUCCUAGUUACCACAGCAGCAAUAGUUUAAACAAAUCUAAGUUAAGUCCUUUGUAUAGAACGGUUAUUAGCAACAUUUAUGUAGGAAAACACAUGCAAUCUAUGAAGAGAAAGAACAUCAAUUAGUGGCUGAAGCAAGAACUGAAAGAGAAACCUGAAACUAAGUCUACAUAGGCCCAUAUACAAAUAUUAUAUACGGCGAUUGUAAGUAAUUGGAUAACUAACAACACCACACUCACUUAUACUAUGUAUUUAUAAUCCACAUUUUUUUGUUGCUUUCCUUACGUGUCUUUUUUUUUAGUACUCUACGCCUAAGAGAAUUGGAUAGAUAUAUAUAUUUUUUUGCUAGCCCAUAAGUAACUCCUAACUUCAAGCCAACACGUAUGUCCUGCUCAUUUCACUCACCGCCCAGACUCAUAAAGGAACCCACUAUGUAUAUUAAAUAAAUUUAUACAAUUUCAAAACGUG